CCAAGAAUUCUGUCUCUUUAAAAUGGCAGCGCAGACAACAAAGCUUCACUUUUACUUUUGUUGUUUGAGAUAAGAGACAACAAUGUCUGCCGGUAUAGCUCGUGGCCGUCUUGCUGAGGAACGCAAAGCUUGGCGCAAGAAUCACCCCCAUGGGUUUGUGGCUAAACCUGAGACACUUCCAGAUGGGUCUGUGAACUUGAUGGUGUGGCACUGCUCUAUUCCUGGUAAAACAGGGACGGAUUGGGAGGGUGGCUGUUAUCCAGUUACGAUUCACUUCAGUGAAGAUUAUCCUAGCAAACCACCAAAGUGCAAAUUCCCGCAAGGUUUCUUCCAUCCGAAUGUGUAUCCAUCAGGAACAGUUUGCUUGUCGAUCCUCAAUGAAGACAGUGGGUGGAGACCAGCCAUUACAGUGAAACAGAUACUAGUUGGCAUCCAAGACCUGUUAGAUCAGCCAAACCCUGCUGAUCCUGCUCAAACUGAAGGGUAUCAUCUCUUUAUUCAGGAUGCUAUUGAGUACAAGAAGCGGGUUAAGCUGCAGGCCAAGCAAUAUCCACCUCUGGUGUAAUCUAAAUAAUGUUCGUAUAAUCUCGUGUGUCUCUGCGUUCUAAUGCAACUUAAAAGUAAGCUGUUCAUAGCCUGCUGAUAGCUGACUCUCCUUCUGGCAAAAUGAUGCUAAUUGGUUUUUGUUGCAGCGGCGAAGUAAAUCGUUAUAGUGGGAAUUUAUACCUGAUUUUGCUUUUCAUUGUUCUUAGUCGUCAUAUAUGUGCAUUAUCAUGGAAAGCUAUAAUUGUUUCAGACAAUGGAAACAUGUUGACAUUGUUAAUUUCUUUUGUGAUAUCAGAGUUCAUCUACUAUAACCUAA
Molecule: messenger RNA, 862 nt
Organism: Solanum dulcamara
Lineage: Eukaryota; Viridiplantae; Streptophyta; Magnoliopsida; Solanales; Solanaceae
Product: SUMO-conjugating enzyme SCE1
Exons: 5
Coding region: 83-565 (160 amino acids)
Biological process (GO): protein sumoylation
Cellular component (GO): nucleus
Molecular function (GO): SUMO conjugating enzyme activity
Source: RefSeq, a predicted model, not a curated record